AUGGCUCAUCAUACUCGUCAGUAUUCCCGGAGACGGUACGUUUCCGUAUUUCUCCUUCUCUCUGCCAUCAUCAACACGGUCUCCACCGUCACCCAUUAUUCUGUUCCCGAAGAAAUGGAGGAAGGAUCUGUCGUCGCUAAUUUAGCAGCUGAUUUGGGAUUAGACGUGAAGACUUUGAAUAAAAGAAAAAUGCGCGUCGACGCUGUAGGUAACAAAAAAUAUCUAGACAUCAACAAGGACACGGGAGAGCUCUUCAUUUUGGAAAGGAUAGAUAGAGAGUAUUUAUGCCCAUUGAAGACAACAACGUCAUGCUUUCUUAAAUUAGACGCUACAAUUGAAAAUCCAAUACGAAUGUUUAAUAUUGAGGUCGAAAUUAUGGAUAUUAACGAUAACGCUCCUCAUUUUCGACGGGGGACAAUGCAUUUGGACAUCUCUGAAUCAAGUCCCAUUGGAGAGAGAUUCUCUCUGAAUAACGCUGCAGAUCCAGAUGUUGGAUCGAAUUCUGUGAAAAAUUACCAUCUGAGCUCAAGUGAACAUUUCUCCAUUGAAAUUCAGACCGGAAGAGAUGGGACGAAGUUUGCAGAUUUGAUUUUGAAAAAGGCUUUAGACAGAGAGCAGCAGGCUGUUCAUAAUCUAAUACUGACUGCUGUGGACGGUGGAGUUCCCACGCGCACAGGUACAGCCAGCAUCAUUGUUCGCGUGCUUGAUGUGAACGACAACGCCCCUUCAUUUGACAAAGACAAAUACGUCGUAGAGGUGAUGGAAAACGCACCGAUUGGAAGUCUAGUAAUCAAACUAAACGCCACUGAUUUAGAUGAAGGGUCCAAUUCUGACAUUGUUUAUUCAUAUAGUUUGUAUACAUCAGAGAGAACACAGGAUAUGUUUAACCUGAAUCCAGAAAAUGGUGAGAUCAGAGUGAAAGAGAUGAUUAAUUAUGAAGAUGUUAAACUUUUUGAAAUGGAGGUUAUUGCCAGUGAUAAGGGGCCUAACACCUUAUCUGGACAGUGUAAACUGACAAUACAGGUGACAGAUAUGAAUGAUAAUCACCCAGAAUUAUCUAUUAAAUCAUUCCACAGUCCAAUUAAAGAAAAUGAACCAAUAGACACAGUGAUAGCUGUAGUUAGUGUGAGUGAUAAGGACUCAGGUGAUAAUGGAGUGGUUGAUCUUCAUAUUCCAGAUAAUAUGCCUUUCAAACUGAGAGAAUCCUCUGAUAACUACUAUGAAUUAGUGGUGUCAGAGCCGUUAGACCGUGAGAAGGUUCCAGAAUAUGACGUGACCUUCACUGUGACAGACAGAGGUUCUCCUCCUUUAUCUGACAAUGAAACUAUGACUUUAGAGCUGCUGGAUGUUAAUGACAAUGUUCCACAGUUCCCUCAGUCAUUUUAUACUAUACGUGUGAUGGAGAAUAACGCACCUGGGGCCUUGCUGGGUUCACUCACUGCCUUUGACCCUGACCUCCAUGAAAACCAGUAUCUAGUUUAUUUCAUCCUAGAGAAGGAGAUAGCCAACACCUCCAUGUCCAUGCUGUUCUCCAUCAAUCCAGAGAACGGUAAUCUUUACGCUCUAAAAACUUUUGACUAUGAGAUCGAGAAGGAGUUUCUCUUCCACAUCGAGGCCAGAGACUCUGGCUCUCCUCCACUCAGCAGUAACGUGACCGUCCACAUCAUUAUUGUGGAUCAGAACGACAAUGCUCCGGUUAUUGUCUCUCCGUGGCGUGCGCACGGCUCAGUGGUGGAGGAAAAGAUCCCAAGAUCUACCGAUAAAGGCUCUCUGGUUGCCAAGGUGAUAGCAUUAGACACAGACUCGGUGCACAACUCUCGGAUCACCUACCAGUUUCUACAGGUGACUGACGCCACCUUGUUCAGUCUGGACCAGUACAACGGAGAGAUCCGGACUAUGAGGAUGUUCAGUUACAGAGAUCCGCGCCACCAGAGACUGGUUGUUGUUGCUAAGGACAACGGGGAGCCUGCUCUUUCUGCUACAGUCACCAUCAAGCUGUCCACAGUGGAGACUGCUGUUAAGGCCUACUCUGACAUGACGGAGGUGCCUCUAGAGUAUGACAUCUUCUCAGACCUAAACCUGUAUUUGGUGAUCGGUCUGGGCUCGGUGUCAUUUCUCCUGCUCAUCACCAUACUGGUCACCAUUGUGCUCAAGUGCCAGAAACCCAAAGCCAGCAAAGCGGCUCCUCCCUGCAGGAACAGUGUGAUCAGUGAGAGGAACUCCACCAUCGCAGAUUCCACUCUGGUGUCAAACGAUGCCUACUGGUACAGUCUGUUUCUAGCAGAGACCAGGAAAGGAAAGCUGGUGGUCAGACAGCCUGUGCCAAAGGGCUCCAGGUACAUCGUGUCCAGUAUACCAAGAGGCACAGGACUGACAGAGACUAGUGACUCAGCAGCUUCCACUCUGCAGGUACGGAAAAGUCUCAGUUAA
Molecule: messenger RNA, 2430 nt
Organism: Toxotes jaculatrix (banded archerfish)
Lineage: Eukaryota; Metazoa; Chordata; Actinopteri; Toxotidae
Product: protocadherin alpha-C2-like
Exons: 1
Coding region: 1-2430 (809 amino acids)
Biological process (GO): homophilic cell-cell adhesion
Cellular component (GO): plasma membrane
Molecular function (GO): calcium ion binding
Source: RefSeq, a predicted model, not a curated record